GGUCGGGCGGGAAGGGGUCGGGCGGGAAGGGGUCGGGUGGAAAGGGGUCGGGCGGAAAGGGGUCAGGCUGAAAGCGUAGAACGUCCGGGAGUCCCCAGUAUAUGGAAACUGACCCCCACUGCGUAGGGAGUCGAGAUUCCGACAUGCGAGUCGAGGCCACCCUGAGGUCUGAUCAAGUGCGAGUAGAUUCGCACUUGUUUGCGAGGACUUUGUUUCUCGUUGCCGAGGAGAGUCCAUCCCACCGUGCGCAGCAGAGGUCUCUUGUGCUCAACACCUUUCUCCUGAAAGAGGGCGAGCGUCUGCAGCAUACGGCGACACUUUUGGAGGGCGGGAUGCCUGAGUUGCGAAGGAGCGAAGGUGCGACCUUCAAUUCCCUCCGCUUGGGCGAGCGCCACAAACUCCGAAUAGAUUCAGAGUUGCUGACGUCGCCCUCGAGGCCUUCUCCCAGAACUGUUCCUCACGCUACACUGGAGGGACCCCCUGCAGGAGUGUUGGAGACUGGGGUUGGCGAGUACGAACGUCAUGCUUCGGAGGGUGUGCCAGUCGACGUUGACAGCAAAAGUCCAGCGACUCCUAGGGAAGAGGAGCGCUCUCCGGGAACGCGUGUUGUACAGCGGGAAGAGGAGACUCAACGCUGGCAGUCUCGCAAAGUGUUGGAGACCGAGGGUAGCGAGUGGGAAGGUCAUGCUUCGAAGGGUGCGUUCAUGGACACUGACAGCGAGAGUGCAGCAGCUCCUGGGAAAAAGCGUGCUCUUCAGCGGGAAGAGGAGACUCAACACUGGCCGGCUCGCGAAGUCGUGAAGGGGCUCCACGCAGGAGUGCUGGUGAUCGGGACGCCCGAAGAGGUUCUGCACAGUCGUUCGGUUGUGGCCACGAUGCGAGAGGGUGUCGUUAAGGGAGGUCAGUGGACGUUCGUGCAAGCUCCCGUUCUUGGCGAUGAUGAAGGCGAAGAAGAACCUGCGGUGGAAGCUCGGGUUCAUGGCGAUGAGAAAGGCGGAGAACCCGUGGUGGAAGGCGGUGAGGUGACGGUCGGCAUCCACACGGAUCCACAGCGGAAAGAUGAUGAUUCUUCGCCCACCCGUUGCGGUGAAGAACAGGGUGAUCGACCGUCUGUCCUCAGUACCAGUCGGGAAAUGGUUCUUCAUGAAGCCAUCGAGUUCGGUAACGACUCGGCUGCUACCGAGCUGGUUAGCGACUCAGGCGUGGCCGAGGUGCAGAACGUCGAAUCCACCGUGGAAGGCGGUGAGGUGGCAGUCAGCAUCAAGAUGGAUCCAGAGCGGAAAGACCAAGAUUCUCCGUCCACCCGUUGCGGUGCAGAACAGGGUGAUCGAGCGUCUAUCCUCAGUACCGGUCGGGAAAUGGUGCUUCAUUAAGCCAUCGGCUUGCCUAGCGACUCAACUGCCACCGAGCUGGUUAGCGACACAG
Chara braunii is the source of this 1425-nucleotide messenger RNA. The record is from the annotation of a GenBank genome assembly. NCBI's taxonomy places the organism in Eukaryota, Viridiplantae, Streptophyta, Charophyceae, Charales, Characeae.